Molecule: messenger RNA, 275 nt
Organism: Notothenia coriiceps (black rockcod)
Lineage: Eukaryota; Metazoa; Chordata; Actinopteri; Perciformes; Nototheniidae
Product: RNA-binding protein 44-like
Exons: 4
Coding region: 9-275 (88 amino acids)
Source: RefSeq, a predicted model, not a curated record
UACACCGGAUGUUCCACCUGAACAGGUCUAUAUUUGAAUUGGUGGAAUCUCAUAACUACCUGGAAUUAACUGACCAAAGGCUGCUGCAGUGGUACCUCUGUUUGAAUUUUGAAGACAGAAAGAUUAUACAAGAUGAAGGAGGGUUUCACUGGUUCUUGGUGAAACAUCCUUCCCUGGAGCUGUCUCUGCAACAUGUUUAUGUGAAGCAUUGUCAUAGUGUCAUGCCUCUGCUGCCAAACAUGACACCCAACAGGCCUAUGCAUGUCUCACCGUAA